This is a messenger RNA of Drosophila innubila, 1442 nucleotides long. RefSeq names its product myristoylated alanine-rich C-kinase substrate-like. NCBI's taxonomy places the organism in Eukaryota, Metazoa, Arthropoda, Insecta, Diptera, Drosophilidae. Bases 12 to 1346 code for a protein of 444 amino acids. The record is from RefSeq and is a predicted model, not a curated record. The transcript is spliced from 2 exons.
AGGAACAUGCGAUGUGCGUACAGUUUUUGCAGACAGUCAUGAGGGUACUGCAGAUUGUGAUAUUGACCCUUAUCGUGGCCUAUCCAGAUGAUGUGCUUUCGGAGCGAAAAGGUCGUCGGACCAACGGAGACAAAAAGGUCGACAAUGGUCCAUGUGGCAAGCGAUUUUUGCGGCAAAUAAAUGGCAAAUGUUAUUACUUUGCUGGGAAAAAGAUGAACUGGUUUGGCGCACAGAACAAUUGCCUGCGCAAGGGUUUGAACUUAGCCGAUCUGUCCACGAAGGAUGAGUUCGAUGCGAUUGUUAAGUUUCUGCGUACUAAGGGCAACAUGGAGGACUUUUGGUUCGGCGGCAAUGAUCUGCAAUCGGAGAACCGUUUCACCUACAUAAGCAAUGGUCGUCCGGUACGAUAUCUGGGCGGUAUAGAUAAAAUCGAGCCAACGCAGCGAUCCAAUCUGGACGAUUGCCUGGAGAUAAGACUGCGGCAGGAUUCGACUAUCGUGACCGAUGAUAAUUGCGAGGAGCAACAGUAUUUUGUCUGCCAGCAGAGUGAGGUCAAGUGUGCCCAACCGGUCAUUGAUGAAACGACUGGUGUACAUCAUAGUCACGAGCAUUUGCAUCACUUCCAUCAUGAUGGCGCAAAAGCUGAGAUCCCUGAGAAGGGACAGGGAGAAGAGCCUGAGAAGGUACAGGGAGCAGAGCCUGAGAAGGGGAGCAAGGAAAGUCUGGAAAGCGAUUCACGGCCGGCUGACAAUUCGAAUUCAACGGAAAUCGGCGAAUCGCCGGAGAACAACGAAGGAGACGAAACCGAAAUUGCUGAAGGCGAAGAUCUUGGUGAAGCCGAGGACGCGGACCAGACUACGGAGACUGGCGCGACUGAGGCGUCAGUAGAUAAAGAAGAAGGUGCAGAAGGUGCAACAACAGCUGAGGGAGCAACUGCAUUACCAGGUGAAGGGGAAACUACUAAGGCUCCAGAAGAGGGUCCGACAGAACCAGCAGCAGCUUCAGAGGCUGGUGCAGAAGCAGCAGCAGAAGCAGCUUCAGAAGCAACACCUGAAGCAGCACCUGAAGCAGCACCUGAAGCAGCACCAGAUGCAGCUCCAGCUGAAGAUGCAGCUGUAGCAGCACGUGCUCCUAAAGCAAAAGCCUCUGAAGCUGAAGAAACUGAAGAAACCAACAUAGAGGACACAGAGAUAAACGCACGUGCUCCCGAAGCAAGUCCUGUCAGCGUUGAUAUUGGAGCUCAAUCUCCAGCGAGUUCACCAAUAGAAGCUACAGGAAAAUCCCUAGAAUCAGUAGCGGAAGAAUCAGUAGCCGAAGGAUCACCAACACCACUAGGUGAAGCGUGAAAUGGAGAAGUUCAACUGUAAUCCCACUACACAAUAUGUUCCUGAAUAUUGCCUUAUAGAAACUGACUAUAUAUAAUCAAUAAAACGUCAUCACAA